Molecule: messenger RNA, 2984 nt
Organism: Lytechinus pictus (painted urchin)
Lineage: Eukaryota; Metazoa; Echinodermata; Echinoidea; Temnopleuroida; Toxopneustidae
Product: protein APCDD1-like
Exons: 2
Coding region: 1-915 (304 amino acids)
Biological process (GO): negative regulation of Wnt signaling pathway
Cellular component (GO): plasma membrane
Molecular function (GO): Wnt-protein binding
Source: RefSeq, a predicted model, not a curated record
AUGAAGAAGAAGAAGGUGAUGAUGAUAAAGGAGAAGAAGAAGAAAAUUAUGAUGAUGAAGAAGAAGAAGAAUAUGAUGAUGAACAAGAGUGAAGAAGCAGGAGAAGAAGAAGGAGGAGAAAAGAAGAAGGCGAAGCAUAAAAAAAAAGUGGAGGAAUACUGUACCGUGUGUCGAAUCGUCUACAACGCACGUGAGCAUGCGCCUCCAAUUCUACCCCGGAUACAACAGAAGAAUAUAGCAUUGGCAGGAGGCUGGGUCAGCAUCCACUGCGAGGUUCGACACAUCUACUUCUUAACCCGCCACCUCAUCUUCUUCGAUAAUCAAACGUGGGAAGGCCACUACCAUUACUACCGCGACCCGCUGUGUCAGUUUCCCAAGUACACUGUAUCGGUCAAAGGAACCCGAACAGCAGGUGAGCCGUCGGCCAUAGUAGAGGGCGCCACAAAUUAUAAAUUUACCAGUCUCGCCAUGUACCUCACACCGCAGUGCGACAAGGAGGUCGAGCGAUUCAACUCUAAGAACGUCCAAUGCGGAAAGCGAGGCGCGUGGAAGAUCGGGCGGACCCUCGACGUUACGUCAGCAGGCGGAUGUGACGUCAUAGGAGUCAGCUUACCUCACACGGAGUUCGAACUGAUAAAGACAGUAUCAGACGCUGAGAUGGGCGUCCUACUCUUUACAGGACAACGCCCCAGCGACGGGCAAACUCCGAAUAAGGAGUCCCUGAGAGCUACAUCAUUCCAAAGUCCAUUACUAUAUUGCUCGGAUGAAAGCCCUUAUGAAGUACUAUACACUGAGAACUCUGGGAAUACAAGAUCCAGUGCCGACCCCAAAAUAAAGAUAACAAUUAGCAAUAGCAUUUUAUUGAGUGUUAUAGUACUACUUAUAACAUCAGCCGUCAGGUUGCGAUUAUUAUAGCAAAAGUAAAAACUGUACUUUAGAAAUAGUUGAUUUUUUUAAUGGCUUCCUGUUUUACUUGUAUUUGUAAAUAACAUAAAUCCACGUACAAUUUGACCUGCUAUGACGAAAGAAAAGGUUUUUAUAUUAUCUUUUUGCACAUAAUGUGUACAUGAUUGUAAAUACAAAAUGUCUUCUAAGAAUGUAUGAUUUUUUAUAUAUGUCUCGCACCUGAAAUGAUAAAAUGAAAUGAUUAAAUGGAUUCAUCAAUAUUGUUGGUUGAAUGGUGAUAUUGUAUAUAUUUGCUGGGGAAUUCGUGACGCCUAUAACCUUUGUGUUUGGUUAUGUCUGACUGAGGGUAGAUAACAAGUUUACUGUCUUUCGCACAAAACAUAUCUCAGAAAUUCAUGAUCAUAAUUUCCUUAGAUCCGCCGUAGAAAUAAUUCGUUUUUUUUUGUAGGCAAAGCUCUCACCAAAAUAAAAUCGAUAAAAAGCAGGACAGAAAUAUCAAACAUGCUUUAGACUUUAAAAUUCAUCGAAAUCGGAAUAAGUUCUGUUUGUUUAGAUUUAGCGAAGUUUCAUAAAAUUAAUGAUAUGCAUACUACGGGUGGAAUGUGUCCUGAGAUGAUGUUUACUCACUGACGAUUCAUUGUAUUAUUACAAGAGUUUGCAAAAUAAAAUUGCUCGUAUAAUCUCAUAAAAUAUGCAAAAUAUGACGCUUGUUAUUUAACCUAAUUACGAUUUUUAUCAAUCUUUUAAGGGAUGAACAACUGCUUUAUUGGAAACUAUAAAUGAAAAUGUAUGUGAUAAAGAAUCUUGGAUCUCUGACUUCAAAGGCUCUCACGUUUGCAUAUCAGCCAAUUAUGCACAUCACGGUUUGAAAUUAUGAUGAUAACAAAUGAUAGAGAACAUUUUUUAUCAUGUUUAUAGGGACAUGUUUACCAAAAAUAAUAAACAUUUUCUUUGCAUCUUAUGUUUUUCAAAUCAAAUUGAUGUCGAAAUGGUAGUUUCUUUAAAACGUAUGUUACUAGUACUUCCACAAUCGAAAAAGAGACAAUAGUUACAUUUCUGAUAUUUCUCUAUAUUUAUACUCGGGACUAUAUCGACACAUCCUAUUAUUAUUUAUUUUUCAUCUUUUUAUAAUUUAUCUCAGUUAGAUUCAUUCAGAUCACACUCGAGUAUUGAAUUAAACUAGUUUGGUCAUAACUAGCCAUGGAUAAUUUUGUUACCCAUGGUAAUCAAGGAUUUACCAGAAACGUUACCAACCCAGCCGGGGCACUUUUCUGAAGAACGUUUUCCCGACAAGUAAAUAACAGACAAUUUGCCUCGAGGGUGCGGGGGUACCAUGGCCUUUUUAGUACCCCCUCGGAUCAACGCCUGUUGUAACCCUAUAGUACCUUGUUAUAAAUAAUAUUGGGACAUCAAAGUUAUUGACACAAUUAUCAAGUUAUUUUGAUUGAUGAAAAAGAAAAUAAUUUAUCUUAGCCUAUUGCCGAUUGGAAAAACAUGAUAUAAUUUGCUGUUUUGGACGGGGUAUCAUGUAUCUAUGAUUUUCUUUGUCCAUCCAAGUUUUCACUCUAAAAUGAAGGUGAUUUUGGUAAGAUAAACAUUGACAAGCCCUCCCCCCCAAAAAAAAAGAACAGAAAAGAUUUCACUCCAAAAUGAAGAAGAGUUUUGUCAAAUCUCUACAUUUUCUCUCUUCAACCCAAUAUCCGGGGAGUGCCGCGUAUAUAGUGUAUAACCAUAACAUACGCAGCACCCCAGAAAAAUCUUGGGCGCCCCGCGUCCCAGGGCCAUGGUUAUAUUAAACUUGAUAUCAUCAUUGUCAAUGCUUUCAUCUUGUUUUCGUGAUUGCUCGUAUCUUGUUCUAUAAGAUUUCAAAUAAUUUCCAGAGUCAGAAAGAUAAACGAAUCUUAUUGAAAGUCAUUUACUUUAAUCACGUUUCGUAGUCUUUUUCCAAGCUCAGGACACUUGGAUACUUAUUUUGAAUAUUUUUGUUACUAUUUUAAAGCAUUACUUUUUGUAAUACUUCUCUGAAUUAUGUACAUAUUAAGACAAUGCAAAACAUGUUUAAAUUCUGAGGUGUUUGA